CAUCAGAUGAAGCGAUAACCAGUCAGUCAGAGUCAACCAUCUCAGCAGGGAGCCUUGAAAGUUUGACAGCUCCAGCAAGCUAUAGCAGACAGAAAUUCAUCAGAGAGGAACAGCUUUUGGGAAUUAAAAACUUGACAAUUUCUUCAACGUCUUAAAAUAUUGCUGAGGGCGAAGGCGGUUGCAGUUUGAUUGACAGCGCUUUUUAUGCUCCGCCCCCCGAGGCGCUUAAAUGACGGGCGCGCUCCUGUGAGUUCGCGGCUGAUGCCAGUACAGAGAGGGAUGCUGUAGAGCAGCUCAACUAUCACCGGCGAGAUUUAUUUUGUUUAAGUUGUUAUUCUUACCUCAAAAAUGAAGACCAUACUCGCAGCAUAUUCCGGUGUCAAAAAGGGCUCAGGCUCCAGCAUCCUCUCGGCCUUGCAUGACCUGCCGUCCGUCCCCUGGCUGACACGAUCCAAGAUCGUGAAACAUCUGCAGGUGAUCUCCGUCCUGCAGUUUGUCAUCACAUUUCUUGCCAUGGGCAUUGGCUGCUCUUUGCUUCUGAUGUACAUGUUUUGCACUGACUGCUGGGUAAUUGCUGCAAUUUACACCGCCUGGCUCAUCUAUGACUGGAAUACCCCUAAACAAGGAGGCCGCAGAUCGACCUGGGUGAGAAACUGGACUGUGUGGAAAUACUUUAGAGACUAUUUUCCCAUAAGACUUAUCAAAACGCAUAACCUGCUUCCCAGCCGAAACUACAUUUUUGGCUACCACCCUCAUGGCAUCUUCUGUUUUGGUGCUUUUUGCAACUUUGGGACUGAGGCCACAGGAUUCUCCAAGAUAUUCCCUGGAAUCAAGCCGUCUCUGGCUACAUUAGCUGGAAACUUCCGCUUGCCAGUGUUUAGGGAUUACCUGAUGUCUGGAGGUAUCUGCCCAGUAAACCGUAACUCCAUCGACUACCUCCUGUCCAGUAACGGUACGGGCAACGCUGUGGUCAUCGUGAUCGGAGGAGCAGCCGAGUCUCUGGACUGCGCCCCAGGAAUGAACUCUGUCACGCUGAGAAACCGCAAAGGCUUUGUGAAGCUGGCCCUCAAGCAAGGUGCUGAUCUGGUGCCUGUCUACUCAUUUGGUGAGAAUGAGGUUUACAAACAACUGAUUUUUGACGAUGACUCUUGGUGGCGUACGGUUCAAAAGAGGCUUCAGAAAAUUUUAGGCUUUGCCCCGUGCCUGUUUCAUGGCUGUGGACUGUUCUUCCGUGAGUCCUGGGGUCUUGUACCAUAUUGCAAACCCAUCACUACUGUUGUUGGCGAACCCAUCACAGUUCCAAAAAUCGAGGAGCCGACUCAGGACGUCAUCGACAUGUACCAUGCCAUGUACAUUAGGUCCCUCAAGUCUCUCUUUGACAAUUACAAGACCCGUUUCGGUCUAAAUGAAAGCGACACCCUUCAUAUUCAGUGAAAGCGCUGAGGAAUAGUAACUUUUAUAAAGGAACAUCUGCCUCCCAACUAAAGUGCCUGUUCAGAAAAGGUGAAAGAAAUCAAUGCUGUUUCUAUUCAUUCAUUACAGUAAACUGGACUGAAAUGUACUGUACCACAUGGGAUGCAGUGAAUCUAGUCUGUGUCACUUUUGCUUAUUGCCACUGGGUGGCAUUAUGCAAUAACACUACAUCGACUUCUGUCAAGUAUAAUCUAGAUUUUACUCUGGUGGAUGUAUAUUCUUCAAUAUAUGGCAAUACAUUUACAAGUAAUGUAUUUAAGGUUUCAUUUAAAAGCUGUAAUAGAUAAAACUACAUUUUUGUUUGCGCCCCUUGUAUUAUUUUACUGCACAAGCAAUGCAAUGUUCUGCCUCACUAAAAAAGUCACAGGGUGGUUGUGUAACCAAAGAGUGGAGGUGGAGCAAAAGUGUGAUUAAUUUGUUGGAAAAAGUUUGAGUAAAAGUAAACAUGAUGAAUGUUUGAUCCUCGAAAGUCAAAGAGGAGGUAAAAGUGAAGUCUAGAAGGUGAAGAUUAUAACGAAUACCUGUAAAUGUGUGAUAGUAUUAUCGAAACGCUAAUGAAUGCUGGUCAUUUUUGUCUGUAACGCUAUUGAUAAUUUACCACGGAAGUAUUAAUUGUGCAUAUAUACAGUAAGUUGCACAUGCUUUGUUGAGCUCAAGCACAUAGUUUACCUGCUACUAAGACAGCAGCCUUCAAACACGUUCAGUUUCACCAUGUCCCCUUAUAUGACAUCAACACAUUGUCCCAGUUACACGUUUCAGGCGUUUAUUCAGUAAGCAAAUGCUGGAGAAACCACAAACAUGUGUUUGGAUGCCAAAUCAAACAAACUUGAAUUUAAGUGCCAAAAUGUAUGUAUGCAAUCAUUUUUAACCUGAGAUAUUAAAGUUUGUAUUGUGAUUGUUUAUUUAAUGGAUUCAGGGGACCUGCAGCUCUUGAAUGGUGGGUAAUAAGAAAGUACUUGCUGAUAUAUAACCAAGGUUUCGGAGUUGUGACUAAUUGCCUUUUAAGUUGUGAAUAUGCAAUAAAUGCUGCAGUGUCAGUUGUCAUUGAUGUGUAUGAAAUCCUGAUUCUUUACAGUAAACUUUUAUAUAUUUUCAGAAUAAACAUUUAUGGAAAAGUA
Labeo rohita (rohu) is the source of this 2591-nucleotide messenger RNA. It is a transcript of the gene dgat2, whose product is annotated as diacylglycerol O-acyltransferase 2. The transcript is spliced from 8 exons. Gene Ontology annotation, molecular function: diacylglycerol O-acyltransferase activity. The record is from RefSeq and is a predicted model, not a curated record. NCBI's taxonomy places the organism in Eukaryota, Metazoa, Chordata, Actinopteri, Cypriniformes, Cyprinidae. Gene Ontology annotation, cellular component: endoplasmic reticulum membrane. Bases 349 to 1434 code for a protein of 361 amino acids. Gene Ontology annotation, biological process: triglyceride biosynthetic process.